Antechinus flavipes (yellow-footed antechinus) is the source of this 8274-nucleotide messenger RNA. It is a transcript of the gene PLEKHA6, whose product is annotated as pleckstrin homology domain containing A6. Bases 1218 to 4331 code for a protein of 1037 amino acids. The record is from RefSeq and is a predicted model, not a curated record. NCBI's taxonomy places the organism in Eukaryota, Metazoa, Chordata, Mammalia, Dasyuromorphia, Dasyuridae. The transcript has 22 exons.
UUUUUAUUUUUGAGGCACUCUCAAAAAGAUGGUUAGUCUCUAGGACUCUAGCCUCCAUCCAAGCUAUGGAAAACUCCUCUACUCCGAUGGGGAAGGUGCAAUCUCAGCCCUCAGAGGGUUCCUAGUUUGGUUUAAUAAUUCAACUCAAGAAGCAUUCAUUAAUGCAUACUAUGUGUCAGGUACUAUAUUAAGCCCUGUAAGUUAAGCUCUAAUCAUUAAUGAAAAGAUAUUGGAGGCAGAGCUAAUCUAAGAGUUCUAACUGCCAGUCCCAACACCCUUAAUGUUGGCUCCUUCACCCAUCAAGAGAUGGGAACACUAAUAAACACAGUCUCUAAGAGAACUGUCACUCUAAAAUGGGGUUGUAGAUGACUCCCUCUCUCUGCCCUUCUGCCCUCUUUCCUCCGCUACUUCUUGUUCUUUUUCUAUAUCUAUCCAUCUACUGUUUCUCUUCUCUUCUCUGGUGGUUGGUUGACGGUCUUCUGUCCCCUUUCCUUCCCUUCUCCUUGCUCCUUCUCUGUCUUCUCUUCCUUGUUUCUUUGUCCUCUGGUGGUUGGUUGACCACCUUCUGCCCCCUUUCCUUUCCUACUCUUCACUCUUUCUCUAUAUCCAUCUACUGUUUCUCUCCUCCCCUCUGGUGGUUGGUUGACCACCUCCUGCCCCUUUUCUUUCCCUAUUCCUUCUCUACAUCCAUCCUAUUGUUUCUCUUCUCCCCUCUGGUGUUUGGUUGACCACUUCCUGCCUCUUUCCUUCCCUAUUCCUUUUCUACCUCCAUCCUAUUGUUUCUCUUCUCCCCUCUGGUGUUUGGUUGACCACUUCCUGCCCCUUUCCUUCCCUAUUCCUUUUCUACCUCCAUCCUAUUGUUUCUCUUCUCCCCUCUGGUGUUUGGUUGACCACCUCCUACCCCUUUUCCUUCCCUACUCCUCUCUACAUCCAUCCUUCUAUUGUUUCUCUUCUCCCCUCUGGUGGUUGGUUGACCUGUUCUCUAUCUCUCCUCCUUCCCAUCGCGUGAGGAUCCCCCUCCUCUGGACAGGAGCUCUCCUCCGGGUUCCCGCCCGCUGUGCCUGCCUGUGGCCACCGACUAGGUGACGGUGUGCUGGGCAGGAGAGUCUAGGGCCGAUCCCACGAACUGCCUCUCCCCGCAGGCUGAGCAUGCCGGGGUCCGCACCUACUUCUUCAGUGCGGAGAGUCCUGAGGAGCAGGAGUCCUGGAUCCAGGCCAUGGGGGAGGCAGCCCGGGUACAGAUUCCCCCAGCUCAGAGGUCAGCCCCUCAAGCUGUUCGACACAGCACCGGGAAGGGGCUGGAUCUCCUGACAGGCACACCUUCGGCCCCCCGCAGCCUUGAGAAGCCCGACUCAGAGAAUAUCCCGCCCAGCAAACACCACCAUCACCACCACCAGCCCCGAAACAGCGUCCCCAAACCGGAGCCCGAGACCAAGACCAGAGGGGAAGGAGACGGCCGAGGCUGCGAAAAGACAGAGCGGAAGCUGGAGCAACCAGAAAUCAAGAAGGAACCGCUGGUGAAAGCCAACGGUGUCCCCGAUGGACCCGAUCCGGCACUGGAGCCCGGCAGCCCCUACCCAGAAGCCCCCCGGGUGCCCCCGGGUGGGGAGCGAGGGACCCAGCCCAAUGGCUGGCAGUAUAGUUCUCCCAGCAGGCCAGGGAGCACCGCUUUCCCCCCCCAGGAUGGGGAGAGCAUCGGUCACCGUCGCAGUUUCCCACCUCGAACCAACCCAGACAAGAUCGCUCAGCGGAAGAGCUCCAUGAACCAGCUACAGCAGUGGGUGAACCUACGUCGGGGAGCACCGCCACCGGAGGAUCUUAGGAGCCCCUCCAGGUUCUACCCUGUGUCCCGAAGAGUCCCCGACUAUUAUGGCUCGUACUCCCCCCAGUACCCAGAUGACUUCCAGUACUACCCCCCAGGGGUGCGCCCAGACAGUAUCUGCUCAAUGCCAGCCUACGAUCGGAUCAGCCCGCCCUGGGCCUUGGAGGAGAAGCGCCACUCCUUCCGAAAUGGGGGCAGCACGGCCUACCAGCUCCGCGAGUGGAAGGAACCCCCUGGCUACGGGCGUCAGGACGGUGUCUGGAUCCCCAGCCCUGCCCGGCAGCCCGUCUAUUAUGAUGAACUGGACGCCACCUCGGCCUCCCUCCGCCGCCUCUCCCUGCAGCCACGUUCCCACUCUGUGCCGCGGUCCCCUAGCCAAGGGUCUUACGGCCGGGCUCGCGUCUACUCCCCGGCCCGGUCCCCGAGUGCCCGCUUUGAGCGCCUGCCGCCUCGGAGUGAGGACAUCUACGCCGACCCCGCCGCCUAUGUGAUGAGGAGAUCCGUCAGCUCCCCCAAGUAUGAUUACCUGGGUGACCGGAGGCCUGUCCCUGCAGGAAUAUUCCCUUACAACUAUCCACCAUCUCCCACGGUCCAUGACAAAAUGGACGAACUUUUAGAUCUUCACUUGCAAAGAAACCUAGAGUAUUUGGAUCAGCAGAUGAAUGAGAGCGAGACUCUCAUCAGUAUGGUGAACCGAAUGGUGGAAAAUUCUUCCCCCAGGGCCCAGCUAUUCAUGCAAGUUCCUUCUUACUCCGAGGUGUUCCGGGAUGGCCUCCACACCUACAAGUUAAACGAGCAAGAUACCGAUAAGCUCCUGGGUAAACUCUGUGAGCAGAACAAGGUGGUGAGGGAACAGGACCGGCUUGUGCAGCAGCUCCGGGCAGAGAAGGAGAGCCUAGAGAGUGCUCUGAUGGGCACCCACCAGGAGAUGGAAAUGUUUGGGAGUCAGCCCGCCUAUCCUGAGAAGCUACUGCAUAAAAAGGAAUCCUUGCAGAACCAGCUGAUCAACAUUCGGGUCGAGUUGUCCCAGGCCACUACGGCUUUGACUAACAGCACGAUAGAGUAUGAAACUCUAGAGGGGGAGGUCUCUGCCCUGCAUGAUGAUCUUUGGGAGCAGCUCAAUUUGGACAACCAGAAUGAUGUCCUUAACCGGCAAAUCCAGAAGGAGAUCUGGAGGAUCCAGGAUGUGAUGGAGGGCCUUCGGAAGAAUAACCCAUCUCGGGGCACAGAUACUGCCAAGCACCGAGGAGGGCUCGGCCCUUCAGCCACCUUCAGUUCCAAUAGCCCUGCAAGCCCCCUCAGCUCAGCCAGCCUCACCAGCCCCCUGAGCCCGUUCUCCAUGGUUUCUGGCUCCCAGGGGUCUCCCACUAAGCCUGGGCCUCAUGAGGAACCCGGCCCUCCUCGGCCUCCCCUCCCCAAAGCGUAUGUCCCCCUGGAGUCUCCUCCAACAGUCCCUCCGCUCCCUAGUGAAAGCCGCUUCUGGCCGCACCCCAACUCUCCCUCAUGGCACCGAAGUGGCGAGACAGCCAGGGGCCAGCCAAAGGGAAGCUAUGAGCAGAGCAAGAAGGACCCUCACCAGACGUCUCCCCUGGAGGCUCCCAGAGACAUCAGUCUCAUGCCCACCAGACAAGAACUGGAGGCUGAUAAACAGGCAGCUCUCAAUAAAGUUGGCAUCGUGCCCCCUCGGACAAAGUCCCCCACUGAUGAGGAGGUAGCACCAUCGACGGUGGUGAGGAGGAGUGCCAGUGGGCUUUCCAACGGGUCCCUCUCCCGGCAGGAGCGUCCCAAGAGUGCAGUGUUUCCCAACGAGGUGAAGGCCAAGAUGAGUGUGGAGGAGCAGAUCGACCGCAUGAGGCGGCAUCAGAGCACCUCCAUGAAGGAGAAGCGUCGGAGCCUACAACUCCCAGCUGGCCCAUCCCCUGACCCCACUGCCCGACCCUCCUACAAAGUGGUGCGCCGUCACCGCAGUAUCCACGAGGUGGAUAUCUCCAACUUGGAGGCGGCGCUUCGGGCGGAGGAGCCUGGCGGGCAGACCUACGAGACUCCUCAGGAAGAAAUUGCCCGACUUCGAAAGAUGGAGCUGGAGCCCCAGCACUACGACGUGGACAUCACCAAGGAGCUCUCCACACCCGACAAAGUCUUCAUCCCUGAGCGGUACAUUGAGCUGGAGCCAGAAACACCCCUGAGUCCAGAAGAGUUGAAAGAGAAGCAGAAAAAAGUGGAAAGGAUCAAAACUCUCAUUGCCAAAUCCAGUAUGCAGAACGUGGUGCCCGUGGGCGAGGGCGACUCGGUGGACGUGCCACAGGACCCCGAGAGCCAGCUUCAGGAGCAGGAGAAGAGGAUUGAAAUCUCCUGCACCCUGGCGACUGAGGCUUCCCGAAGGGGCCGCAUGCUGUCUGCUCAAUGUGCCACCCCAAGCCCUCCCACCUCCCCUGCUUCCCCGACUCCACCAGCCAACCCCCUCUCGUCUGAUCCCCCGCGGGGAACCGACAGCAGCUAUUCUAUGUGACUGCAAGCCCUGGCUGAGGUCAAUGCUGUGAAGUUCCACAGAGCCACCUUCUGAAGUCGUCCUCCGCCACACUUGGGGUCUAUCUCACCUCCACCAUGCUCCCCACCCACAGGACCGCCGUGGGGAGCCGGCCUGGGGUGGUUUUGGCUGCUGAGAAGAGCACAGAUACCUCAAGAAUACAUGCACCCUCAUGGCCUCUUGGAUCAUGGCCCCAUUCUGAAGAGAUGGUCCUGUUGCUCUGCUCUGUGAGGGUCACCGAACCAGGGCUAAGGACUGGCAUGGGGUGCAGCACACCACCUGGCACUGAAUGAAAAGGAGCUCCUAUAGCUGGUGAAAGUGUACAUCAAAACCCGCUGUGGAGGGGAGCACAUGGGCCAGGAGGUGGAAGAAUGGACCUAUUCCUUCCCCAACCCCAGAAAAGUCCUGCUUAGCCUAUAACCUUGACAUCAAGGGAAGAACCCCCAGUCUCCCUUUAUUAUUCUCCCCAAUUAGCUCUCAAUUUAAACCCUCAGCUUUAACCAAUCUCGGCUCACGGACGCCCUCUGGGGACAGAAGAGGGACUGGUCAUCCUGACUGUGCCAAAGACAAGUGUAAUGGGUCAAGAGAAGGAUGCAAGGAUGUGAAUGUCAGUCACAGGGCUCAGUGGUGGUGGUACAGGUGGUGGGGUUAGUGGUUAGAGAACCAGCGGGUCUGUGUAGUGUCUAAGAACAAGUCGAAGAAGGUGAAGGGAUGGGGAAGCAGAGGAAAGUGAUUGGGGAGCCUUCUCCCACAUUCAUUUGCAAGCUGGGGGGGAGGGAGAAAGAACUGAAAAAGAAGCUCAAAAUUGUUUUCUCCGAGUGAAGUUACCACUCAGUAUGGAAGCAAUACUGGCGUUUCUGAGAACUUUAUCACUCCAAGAGCCCUCUUCCUGGGCACCCCUUGCCCCCAAGCUAGCCUGAGGAAGACCUGCUUGGGCAGGUGCUGCUUCAGUCUCACACCUUUGAUUCAAAUUGGGAGGUCAUUGAUGAGAACCUGGGAAGAGGCUCUGGAUAGAUGGAUGUCCCAAGUGUAGGGAUGGUGGGGGGAGAGGUGGCAGCUGGCCAAGGUGAAAUGGGGAAAACUUUACUUAGCCAGUUUAGUGACAGUUCCCUGGUCCCAAUCCCUUAGUUUCCUGCAGACAGAUUCCAGAAUCCAAAGGCUCAAUCCAUCACUUAAUCCAUACUCCCAUUCUUGCAGAGAAUUCCCAAUCAGGGCCAGGUUUCAGACACCACAGAAUAUGUCGACUUUUCUGGCACUUCCAAUACAGAGGAGGAGGACAUGUAGAGAUGAGCAGGUCAUCUUAUCCUUUCCUAUUCAAUAAUAUAAGAUAGAUGCAGCUAGAAAAGAGUAAGUCUGGUCUCUGGAUGUCAUCUUUUUGCCAUAAUUACUAGCCUUAGGGUCACUGAUAUAGAGCAUUCCCAUCUACCCCAAUAACCUAGUUCAAACCUAAGGAGAACUGCAAACAGCAACUGUUUAGCAUCCCCUUGCCCUUGUCCAAUUCCUUCCCCUUCUUACUGGCUAGAAUAGUUGCUACACCCGAAUACAUUUCCCAAAUAAGUCACUGCCUCCUAAAGGACUCUCCUAUACACAUACACCUCAUUGCUCAAAGACAAUGACAGCUAGUAUCAAUUUUCAUCAUGUAUUUUGAUCUCACCUCUGCAUACUGUUCUAAGCCUAAUUGAAACAUCCCUGGUUUGUCCUUCCUGUUUGGGAAUGAGGGUACAUGUGGAGAAAGAAGGGUAUCCAGUGAUCUUUCUCUUUAGAAUCUUGCUCCUCUUGCCCCAUUUAACUCUGUGAAUCAGAAACCCCUCUCCCCCCACUUUGAAUGGAUUUCUGGGGACUAUCACUCCUUCCUGGAGUUUAUCUCUGUCUCCUCUCCCCCACUCCCUUUUUUAAAAAAGUAAUUUUCAAAAGAAAUACAUGUAAAAUACUAGGAAAUAACGUCUGCGCCUCCCCCAUCUCUUUCUCACCUAUUAUUUCAUAAAGCUGGCUCUUUAUGUUUCUCUACAUGCCUUAAUAUAUGUUUUAUGGAAAUUAUACAUAUUAUAAAUAAUAUAUAUUUGUUUGGAUGUCUUAUCCGUUUCUGGAGCUCCUGACCUUAACUAUUUUUCUCUUUCCCUUACCCUCUAUACUGUUUCAGGUCAUGGCCCCCAAGUGGACCUCUCCACCCCAUCUUCUAGUCCCCUUUUUAUUCAAAAGUAGGGGGGAAAGGACUUUUAAGAUAGAUCUAUUUUCUGCUUUUGUUAAAGGCAAAUCUAUUUUCAAAUUGUAGAAUGUCCAAGUUGAUGUAGUUGCCAGUUCAUGGGGUGAUUAGGAAUAGAGAAGUCUCAGUACCACCACCACCCCUUCAACAGAAAUAAAGCUCUCCCUGUUUAUGGAUUGCUGAAUAUUUCCCAAUCCAGAAAAAGCAAGAACCUCAUUUAAAAAGAUGUUAAAGAAGUCUCUAUUUGGUAUGAGAUUUUUCUCUUAAAGGUCUUCAGAGAACUUGAUAUUUUGGUGAAUUUCUUGAGUGCAGAUGAAUUUGUAAGUCUCAGCUGAUUCUCACCCAGCCUGGAAAUUCAGACUCAGGUCAGCGAAAGCUAAAAAGAACCAGGAAAGAACAUCUACUGCUGCACCAUGAUGUGAUGUCUUCCAAAGCCAAACAAAAAUGAUUUGGGGAUUUCUGAUGCUAACUGCUCCCCCUGUAGCAUGGAGAAUUGAAAACAUUUUGGAUCUUCUGUUUUGGUUUGAUCCAAUCCUUCCCCCAUUCCCAUGUAUCUGUAAAGCAUCUCCAACUGUGUUCCUUCCCUCUCCUGGGGGACUGUCCUUUAGACCACUCUUGGGAUUAGUACCCUCAGCCUGGCAUCCAGGCUGCCAAACAAGGUCGUGUGCCAAGAAAGAUUCCAACAGAUGAUGUAGCCAUUCAGCCUUGCCAAGAGAAUUCAGACUCAAUCCAUCCACUGAAAUGUAUUUUCUCUACUGAAAUAAGGCAAAGCAACAUUCCUAGUUGCUUUCUUGCCAUGAGAUAAGCAGACAAGGAACAAUUUUGUGGGGAGGGCAUGGACAAUCAGGAGGUCUCUGUAAUCUUGUGUCAAGCCUCUUUACCCAUAGGAUGGAAUGGCACAUGAUUCUCAGUAGGAGUUUAGAACUUGAUUUUGCACCUCAAGAGAUGCUUUGGUGCUUGCUUCUUUACUUAACCAGCGUAGCAUGAACUUUAUCUCCUAGCAAGUGAGAUGGGAGACUUAGUUCCCAAUUUGCCUCCACCCACUCCCAUCUCAGAGCUAUGAUCUGAAGGAAAUCCCAAUGAUGUUACCCAUGCAGGGAAAAUAGCCUAGGAUUGCCCCAGUCAAUAAUUGCCUCCAUCCAUGUCUUAUGUCUGGGACUGACCUGUUGCAAAGGUCACUCUAUAUUCCCAUUAUAAUGGACUCUCCUUGCCCAGGGGUUAGGCAGAAUCCUGCUCUUAAUGAGAGAAGGGGUUGGGGGAGGGAGGAAAGAAUGACGAUUGGUUGAGAUGGAAUCGAUUCCCUUGUCUUUCUGUAACACCUUCCACCUGGUCACUCUUGUAACCAAGAAAACUCCACAGGAGAGAACUAUAUCUACUUAUGCACAUUCUGGGGACAAUUUAAUCUUGCUAGAUUUAGACAAUAAACCUAACAAGGAAACCUGUGAUGUUGGUGUCUUUAUUUGAUAUCAAAGUGACCUUAGGAGAUGAUUUGAAGUUGAGAGAACUCCAAGAAGCUGUAGCAGCCCCAUAGCAUCUUUCUUACCCAGCAAGGGGGAAGAUCCUGCCUCCCUGGAACGGGUGAUCAUUUGCUUCCUUCUUUCAGCAGACAUUCUUUUUAGAUGUAGCGAUUACUAGAGCAGUCUCAGCUCCUAAGGGGAACUGCAUUUGUAUAAAUAUAAGUUUGUAUAAAACCAAAACAGGAAAUAAAACUCAUGGUUUGUA